AUGUCGGUUCAAAGGUGUCGAAGGCUGGGUAAGGAGUGCACUGAGAAGAUACGGGGACCGCGCAAGAGGAGAGAGAAUAAGCCAUCUCUCAUCAGAGCAUUGCAGGGGUCCAACGACAUCACCGCAACAACCAAUCGACUGUCUAUCGAUGAAACCUCGCCAGCAUCACAAGCCACCACAUCAGGAAGGUCCCCAGAAACGUACGCAAGCACCCCAUCCAGGAGCACCUACAUCACCAUCCCCCCCUCCUACAACUCCUUCGGGCCUUCAACAUGCAUCUGUCGCCCGCCGCCCGGCCAGGUCCCGGGCCCGCUCGACUCGGACGCGACCCUCCUCUCCAUCUACCAAGACUCCCUUACCCCGGCGUACCCCUUCGUCGUGAUCCCCCACGGCACUGCCCCGGCCGACCUGGCCGCGACCCGGCCCUUCACUAUGUCCUGCAUCCGCAUGGUCGCCUCCUUCCGCAGCCUGCGCUCCAUGCAGGGCCAGAUGUACCGGCUCAAGGCCCACGUCGCCGACGCCAUGAUCCUCCGCUCCGAGCGCUCGCUCGACCUCCUCGCCGGGCUCGUCGUCAUGCUCGGCUGGCAUCACCACCACUGCUUCGUCCACGCCCAGAUGCAGAACCUCGUCGCGCUCGCCGUCACGCAGGCGGCUGAGCUGGGGCUCACGCGCAGCCCGGGGUACCAGGAGCGCACAAAGCUGCUGGUCGAGAACCUCGGGGAGGUGAGGGAGAGGACAAGCGAGCAGAAGAGGUUGCUGCUUGCGGUGUGGUACUUGAGCUCCACGAUAUCCAUCGGCAUGGUGCAGAUUGAGGCUAUGAAGUUCACGCCAUACAUGCGGCGAUGUCUACGCGAGCUCGAGAUGACACAGGAAUACGACUCGGACACGUAUCUAGCCUACCUCAUCAGGAUACAGAUCCUCUCCAGCAAGAUCAUAAGCCUAUCCCAACGCGACGACGAAGAUGAAGAGGAACCUGAAAUAGUACACAGAGCCCCCUUUGCGGCAUACGCCUCCGCCUUUGAUGCAGAGCUAAACAACCUCAUCAAGAGCAUGCCGCUAAGAUUACAAGAAGACAAACUCAUGCGUCUGACCAUAAACACCGUCCGCCUCCGCAUCCACGAGCCCCCAAAACUGGACGCCGCCCUCCUCUCCUCCCUCUCCAAGUCCUCCAUCGCCGCGGGCACGCCCUCCCCGCUCGACUCCUUCUACCAAUCCAACGCCGCCCUCCGCGCCUGGUUCGAUGAGUGGCUCAGCCAGCCCAUCCCCUCCUACCCCUACAUCACCCUCCCCGUCUCCCUCAACGUCAUCCACGCCAUCACCAUCCUCGGCCGCUGGGCCAAGCUCCUCCUCAUCGGCGACCUGCGCCGCCCGCGCGCCUCCGCAUCCGCCCCUGCCCCGGACCCGCCCCAGGACCCGUCGGGCAACUACAACAACCCCUCGCCGCUCGACUCCGCCACCACGCCGGGCACCACGAGCUCGACGCUGACGGGCACCUCCUCGCUGUCCUCAGCGGCCUCCACGGAGAGCCAGCUCGCCCAGGCCAUCGCCACCCUCAAGAUCCAGCUCGCGACGCAGCCCGCGCUCAGCCUUGACGUGCCCGGCAUCCUCGGCCAGAUGGGCAGCGCCAUGGAGCAGGCGGCCGCGUCGCUCGCGGUGCACAGCGAGGAUCCGCCCGGGGUGGGACAUAACAUCUGGUCCCUCACGGCCGCAAAGUUGCGCAUCGCGCAGUUGAAGAUUGAGCAGUGGGCGGCGAUGGUGGCCGAGGAGGAGGACGACGACGAGUCGGGCGGGGAAGAGGAGGAGGAGGAAGAAGGGGUGUAUGAAGGUGUCGCGGCUGAGGUGGGCCAGGAUGAUAUGCAAGGCGUCAUUGACGGUGCGGCUGUUGAGAAGACUGCUGUGCCGUUUGUGGGGUCUGAGAGGGACCUGGGUAUCUUUGAAGACAGCUGGGGCGGCGGGAAUCCCAUGGCGGGUGCCUUUGACAAUCUGGGCCCCUUUUCUUGGAUGGACGGCGUUGGGGAUUGGGGCGCCGCCAUGAUGGGCUCGGCACAUCAGAACGGAUAG
Molecule: messenger RNA, 2061 nt
Organism: Colletotrichum chrysophilum
Lineage: Eukaryota; Fungi; Ascomycota; Sordariomycetes; Glomerellales; Glomerellaceae
Exons: 5
Coding region: 1-2061 (686 amino acids)
Biological process (GO): regulation of DNA-templated transcription
Cellular component (GO): nucleus
Molecular function (GO): transcription cis-regulatory region binding; DNA-binding transcription factor activity, RNA polymerase II-specific
Source: RefSeq, a predicted model, not a curated record